Messenger RNA from Penicillium odoratum, 1209 nucleotides. RefSeq names its product ELL-associated factor. The transcript has a single exon. The record is from RefSeq and is a predicted model, not a curated record. The coding region runs from base 1 to 1209 and encodes 402 amino acids. Lineage: Eukaryota; Fungi; Ascomycota; Eurotiomycetes; Eurotiales; Aspergillaceae.
AUGGCCGCCCCCACGCUGGUUGACCCGACCAAGCAGGCCGAAUACCCCAUUAUCCUCGGUGAACGGCUGGCCGAUGCAGACAGAAGCAAAUUGAUCAAUGUGAAUUAUAAUUACAAGACCAAGCAUGCAACACCACAGCAACGUUCGAUUGUUACUCCCUCCGGUCGAUCGCCCGUCCUCUACGACCUUUCCGUCACCGAUAAGGCCCCGAAUGCCGAUCACACGUUGACAUAUGCAUACAAAGGCAGCGAGGACCCUGUCAACGAACCCAGCCUGGUCCUCGUCUUCGAUCCCGAACGCAAAGCCUUUGUUUUGGAACCCGUCACCACCAAGUUCAACUUCAACCUCCGAUCGGCACCAGGAAAGACGGAGAAACAGGUCAUUGAGCAAUAUGAACAGCUUCAGAUAGCGCAGGAGGAUGACCCCAUAUCAGGAGACGAUCGCAAUUCUGGGGGUAUCAGUGAGGAUGAAGGUAUUGCCGAUGACAGCAACCCAUAUGACUUCCGGCAUUUCCUCCCCAAGCCAGGUGCGGAGGAGCUCAAACCGGCCUCGGGCUACAACACCCCGGAGCCCAUCUACACCAGCAAGACAAAUACUCCCAUUAUUCCGGUGGUAAAACCUGCCACAAAACCCAUACCCCGGCCCAAGAAGCAGGCAAACCCACUCCGAGAGACGAAGCGCCCAGCGCCAAAACCACAAGCUAGACCAAAUCCACUGAAAGCGGCCCCCGAACCUGUCAUUGAGGCCACCUAUACACAGCCUGACUCACAGGACAACGAAGAUGCCCGUUCCGCAGUAUCAGACACAUCUCAACGCACUGUCCAAUCUGCUGGCUCAAACAUCAUUGUUGACGGCGAUUUGAUCAUUGACAUGGGAUCACCGCGUCCAUCCCGAACAUUGGUCAACCCAGCCUUUUUCUCUUCCAACAACACCCCCGAUGACAGAGAUGAAGACGAAGAUGGUGAGGAUGAUAUUGACAGCCUUCGGCUUCCAUCACCGGCACGCAAUACUCAACAUCCACCGCCAGCCCCGGCUGCCCCCAUUGGGGAUUUGGAGGAUGAGGAUGAUUUACUCGCAGCAGAGAUGGAAGCUGCUUUUGAGGAAAGUGCUCGAGAAGAAGAGGCUCGCAGUCAACAGUAUAGCCAGCAUGCUUCUGGACGAUACAAUGUGGCUAGUGAUGACGAGAGCGAGGUUAGCGAAGAGGAGUAA